GUCUUUAUUAAUCUUCAAAUCUGCUCAUACUGCUCUAUUCUGACUGUGCCAGCUUGAUCAUUAUUCACUUAACUAACAAGUACCCCUACAAUGGAUUCGCCGAAUACAAACCCCUAUCAUUUACCCUCAGAUGCCGUCUGGUUCAUUACCGGAUGCUCUUCUGGAAUCGGUCAAUCCUUAGCUCAGUUCAUCACACAGACCUCAAACCGCGUGGUAGCUACGGCACGCAAAGUAUCAUCUUUAUCAAGCCUUCCAACUAACGACCGCGUUCUCAAGCUAGAGCUAGACGUCACUUCCAUCCCUAGUAUCGAGGCUGCUCUCCAAGCUACGGUAGACAAGUUUGGCCGCAUUGAUGUCGUAGUUAACAACGCAGGAUACACUCUCGUUGGUGAUACCGAAGCUGCUGAAGACCAGGAAUCCCGGGCAGUGUUGGACACGAACUUCUGGGGUAUGGUAGACGUGACUAAGAGAGCUCUGGGAAUCAUGAGGGACGUGAAUCCCAAAACUGGACAACAGGGUGGUGUAAUUUUGAACCUGAGCUCUAUGGGUGGCUGGUCGGGAUACCCAGGGAGCUCUUUUUAUCAUGCCAGUAAAUUCGCCAUGGAAGGAUGGACGGAGGCUGUGGCAAAGGAGUUGCCGGCUUCGUGGAAUAUUCAUUUAUGCAACAUCGAGCCUGGGGGUGUGAAAACCAACUACGCGACGUCUUCUCUUAAACACAUGGCCAAAAGACACCCGGCCUAUGCCGACCCUAACUAUCCCACGAAUGUCUUGCUAGCCUACAUGCUAGAUGAGGAAUGUCGCAGCUUGUGGUCAGAGCCGAGUGCUCUAGCUGCAGCAAUGUAUAAAAUUGUAAGCCGCGGUCAGCGAAUCCCGAUUCGAGUGCCGUUAGGAGCCGAUUCUUGGGGGAUGAUAGCAAAGGACCUCGAAGACACUAAGAAAGACCUGGACGAGUUGAAAGAGAUCAGCUUGAGUGUAGGUGACCCGAAGCAGCUGGACACUAUCAAUUUUUUGAAGUAGUCUAGGUGAUAUGAACACGAUUACCUCGCAGUUAUGUUCCAUAGUCUUGAUUUGCAAUACAAGAUUGAAGUGAUCCAACAGUUAUAGACAGAAGGCAUAGGGUGUCUUGAUUUUAAAAUACAGAAGUGCGCCUGCGUGGUAAAUACCCCUCAGGCACUUGACAACAAUACCAUCGCUAGGCAACCAGAUAACGACAAUAGUUCCCUAGCAACGCAGGAUAAACUUAUAAUAUGCAUUAACUGCCCCUCUAUCACUCCUGACCUGAAGAUACGAAGCCAAAAAGGCCGUGGCCUAGUGGUCUGAAGGGAAGACGGCGUAGAUAAAAUGCCUUCGCGGUGUUUUUCGAAGGUUCCGGGUUCGAGCCAGCGGCAGGGCGGCAUGGAAGGCCUGCUUGAUCUGUCAAGUGUGCGCAGUUCGAACUUUGGAACCUGCUUUUUU
Molecule: messenger RNA, 1455 nt
Organism: Daldinia decipiens
Lineage: Eukaryota; Fungi; Ascomycota; Sordariomycetes; Xylariales; Hypoxylaceae
Product: NAD(P)-binding protein
Exons: 3
Coding region: 91-1017 (308 amino acids)
Source: RefSeq, a predicted model, not a curated record